CCAUUCGAGAGGGCGAAUUUCGAAUCGUUUUCCAUUAUUUUAUUAAAAUUCAUACCGCAUUUUCAAAACAGUUUUAUGUGUUCUUAACUAUAUCUCAAAACUGUAAUUUUUGCAUAAUGUCGUACAAAAAUAUAUAUUAUUCAAACAAAUAUUAUGAUGAUAAAUUUGAAUACAGGCAUGUAAUCAUUCCUAAAGAAAUGGUUAAACUGCUACCAAAAUCUCGCUUAAUGAGUGAAAAUGAGUGGCGUAAUAUUGGAGUGCAACAAAGUCAAGGAUGGGUUCAUUAUAUGAUUCAUGAGCCUGAGCCUCAUAUCUUGCUAUUUAGACGACCUUUACUAGGUCCUGCUCCAAGCCAAGAAGAACAAGCAAAGAAUGACAUUGAUUAAUUGGUGGCAUUCAGUUUUUAAGUACUUGUAUAUAGUGUACAUUUUUUUUACAAACUGAGGAACCCAAUUAAAACUGGCAAAUUUUGGUAGUUCAAAACUUUUUUAAGAUGGAUCCAGAGUCAGAUAUACUACAAAUAGUUUGUAAUCUGUCAGUUUUAUUAUUUUUUUUUCAGUUAUUUUUUGUCUAAGCAAACUACUUUGUUUCCUUAAAUUAUGAAAAGAAAGAAAUAUGGAUAAAAUCUCUUUGUUUCAUAUUUUUUAAUAAUAUGUAAUAUCAUUUGACAAAAUAUGAACUAUGAAUUAUCUUGUACAAUUUAAAGAAUUAUUUAUUUGUCAAGGAAAUUAAAAUAUAUUACCGGAAACCACCUUUCAAGGGGAUUCAUGUCCAUUAUAGUUGUGUAAAUGCACCUAAUUGCAAAAAUAAUUUGUAUUUGUGAUGAAAAAUGUUAAAAACAGUUUACAAGCUUUAUUUUUGUAUUUGGUGCAUUGAAAUAUCUAAAUUAUCAUUAGUAUAAUGUAUGUAUAUCAAAAUAAAAUGUGUUGUUUAAA
Messenger RNA from Argiope bruennichi, 935 nucleotides. RefSeq names its product cyclin-dependent kinases regulatory subunit-like (gene Cks30A). The coding region runs from base 117 to 386 and encodes 89 amino acids. Gene Ontology annotation, molecular function: ubiquitin binding; protein kinase binding; cyclin-dependent protein serine/threonine kinase activator activity. Lineage: Eukaryota; Metazoa; Arthropoda; Arachnida; Araneae; Araneidae. Gene Ontology annotation, cellular component: SCF ubiquitin ligase complex; cyclin-dependent protein kinase holoenzyme complex. The record is from RefSeq and is a predicted model, not a curated record. The transcript is spliced from 3 exons. Gene Ontology annotation, biological process: regulation of mitotic cell cycle.